CCUUUCCCCCCCUCUUUUCUCUCACAAUGAGUUUAUCGGUAGCUGAUAUAUUUGAAGAUUAUUUAGAAAGUUUGCAAAACUUGCCAUCUGAAAUCGAUCAAAAUAUGCAUGAGUUAAGACGAAUGGAUGAUGAUCUACAAAAGUUCCGAGAGACAUACACAAGACAUAAACGGUCUUACAUUAAGCAGUCCAAAGCGUUAGAAUCAACCGAUACGCUUGCCAUGGUAUCUGCUCGAUUGCAGUUGGAGAAAGAUUAUAAGACGGCCAUGCAAAAACAGGAUCAGAAAAUUGAAUUAGCCAUGAGAAUGUACGACCUUGUGUCACGACACAUUGAGAGGUUAGAUUCUCAGGUCAUGACAAAGAGUAAUCUAAACAAGUCUGACUGGAUCAGAAAGGGACCUCAGAGAAAGAGACUGGAUGGUGGCAUUCGCAAAAGAAUUCAUCAUUCGUCCCGCCCGAACCCUCUGAUCGGUCAUUCAACAUCAACUGGUACAAGUGGUGAUAUCGAUCCAAAUGAGCCUACCUAUUGUUAUUGUGGUCAAGUUUCUUUUGGUGAUAUGAUCGCCUGUGACGGUGAAAACUGUGAGAGGGAAUGGUUUCAUUAUGCCUGUGUUGGUCUUAUAGAACCGCCCGCGGGCAAAUGGUUUUGUGAAGAAUGCAACAAUUUAAUGCAAUAUAGCAGCAGUAGCGGUGAAGACUCUUCCUCUUGAAAAUAUACCUUUUUUUUUUAUCAUUAAACAACCGAUAAUCCUGUCUGCACCCUUGUGUUCGAUCUUGGGCAAACGUUCACAGUUCCACAUAAUAAAGCUUCGUUACGCCAUGCAGACAUAAAUUGGGAAACUUGGGGGGCAUACGUCAAGUAAAAUCAUUGCAAGUCCACAAUAUGCUAUUUAGUAUAACCUUCGAAAAAGCAGCAUAUACGGUUCGUCAUACGGGCACGGAAUUAUUGAGCACGGACAUAAUCAUGACUACUCCUAUCAUGUUAUGAGAUUGAGGAGCAAAUAAAUAACACUAAUAUAGGUACUGAC
This is a messenger RNA of Mucor mucedo, 1028 nucleotides long. RefSeq lists its product as uncharacterized. The transcript has 5 exons. NCBI's taxonomy places the organism in Eukaryota, Fungi, Mucoromycota, Mucoromycetes, Mucorales, Mucoraceae. Bases 27 to 710 code for a protein of 227 amino acids. The record is from RefSeq and is a predicted model, not a curated record.